AUGUCCGUCGUGGACACGACGCAGGUGCGUCGGAGGUUCAACCCCGAGCACGGCGUGUCCUACUCCAGAGCGAAAGGGAGACCCGCGCUGGACUCCGAUUUCAUGGAGGUUCGGAAGCGCCGCCUGAAGAAGCGCGUGGACGCCAUCCUCCCGGGGGAUCGCGGCGAAGACGUCGACUUUUUCGAAGUCGUCGGCGAGGGCGUCCGCGCCCGCAUGCUCGGCAUCUCCAAAGCCCCGAUCACGCUCGACGACCUCGAGGAACAGAUCGCAAUCGAUAGCGUGGAGACGUGGGCGACGAUACAAAAGUUCCGCGCGGACGAGGCGGCGCGCGAGCACAACGAGGCGCUGAAGCUCGAGGCGGAGGUGCGUUCUCCUUCACGCUGGUCCCCGUACGACCGCGUCGGCGGGGUGAACGCCGAUCCUUAA
Messenger RNA from Micromonas pusilla CCMP1545, 426 nucleotides. RefSeq lists its product as uncharacterized. The coding region runs from base 1 to 426 and encodes 141 amino acids. The record is from RefSeq and is a predicted model, not a curated record. The transcript has a single exon. Lineage: Eukaryota; Viridiplantae; Chlorophyta; Mamiellophyceae; Mamiellales; Mamiellaceae.